Molecule: messenger RNA, 513 nt
Organism: Chaetomium strumarium
Lineage: Eukaryota; Fungi; Ascomycota; Sordariomycetes; Sordariales; Chaetomiaceae
Exons: 1
Coding region: 1-513 (170 amino acids)
Source: RefSeq, a predicted model, not a curated record
AUGGCCAGUGACAAGCAGACGACAACGUCCACGACCCCAACGGUCGGAACGGUUGGGCUUACGCUCCCUCUACCCUACCGCCUGUUCUUCCUGCUCAUCGAGCCGAUCGCUACCGCCGUUGGUGCCUACUACGCCUUCUUCGACCAGCGGACAUACCUCGACCUCACCCAUGCUGCCUCUGCGCCGUCGCCCAUUCCCCUCGGGACCUCGAUCGCCAUGUCGCAGCUUGCCAACCUCUACUUUGCAUUUGCGCUCAGUGAGGCGCUGAUCCUACGGUCGACCUCUGACUUGCGCGUCUGGAAGACGAUGCUCUUCUGCCUGCUUGUCGCAGACUUGGGCCAUCUCUACACGGUCGGAGUGCUCGGUCCCCAGAUCUACUGGAGGGUGUCCGAGUGGAAUGCCAUUGACUGGGGGAACAUUGGCUUUGUUUAUCUUGGUGCAUCAAUGCGGACUGCCUUCCUGGCUGGUGUUGGGUUUGGCGCGAAGACCAAGAAGUCGGGGAAAGCUGCUUGA